Messenger RNA from Priapulus caudatus, 2437 nucleotides. RefSeq names its product glutamate-rich protein 6-like. The transcript is spliced from 9 exons. Lineage: Eukaryota; Metazoa; Priapulida; Priapulimorpha; Priapulimorphida; Priapulidae. The coding region runs from base 77 to 2203 and encodes 708 amino acids. The record is from RefSeq and is a predicted model, not a curated record.
GACACUUCCAGCCCUCUAGCUGAAGUUACUGGGGAUCGAACAAGCCGUACAUAUGUGAACAACACUGAGCAAAGUAAUGAGUGGGAUGGAAAAGAUUGAAGCAGUCAGUAACACCUCGAUAUCUCAUAGGAUCUCCAGUGUCAAUUGUGGCCUAUAUGUUGAUACUAGUACUACAACCACCAUGAAUACUAUGAAUGGAAAUGAAAGUCGUGUGAAUCCUAUCAGUAAUGACGUAGGAGGGAGUGAAAGUAAGAAUGGUGAUGUCGCAGUACUGCAUUUGAGCCAGAGUGAGUCACGGACAGAACAAGAAAAGCAGUUUGCAUCUCCAGUUAUAUGGGUCACGCAGACUCCGAUGUCAGCCGUGCAGAAAAAGUAUUCUAUUGAGGAUGUUUUUAAUAAUGCUCUAAGUAGCACUGAGAAAGUGAAGGUGUGGAAUAAAUAUAAUAUUGGCAGGGAAGCAGACGAAAAUGAGGUUGAAACUUUACCGUCCAUGGCCGAUCUCCUUAAUAUUUCACCUGCUGGACAACAGAAAAUUGUUAGAAAAGACUGGCAGGGGAUCGAGAAGACUUAUGCAUCAGUGGCGACACAGACACCAAACAGUUCAGAAAAUCUUGAGAAAGCUGCCAGCGUAUUUGAACUUGCUGUUCCAAGUGUUCUCAGCCAAAGGCGACGAUCGUCGGCGCGCUCCAUGCCUGGUGACUGGAUUGGUGCCCUCCAAUCCUUUGUUGGGGUACAUGGUAUUGGUCUUGCAGAGGAUCACAAUGAGACCCAUCUUCUAACUACAGAUAACCCACCUGUUAUAUUAAAGUACAAGCGAGAGUCUACCCACCCUGAUCAUGUUUCUCUCAAGCUGGUUGAUGAUAACAUUACACUGGGCAAUAGCAUCUGUGGGUUCUGCAGUGCGCUUGUGAAGCCAUUCCCAUCACCACAAAUGUUCUCUGAGCAAGCAACGGAGACACUGUACUGCUGUGAUGAAUAUUGUACAUUCGUGGAAAUGUACAUCUCGAGCUGUCUGCAAGAGUUGGCAGAGGAAGAAGCAGCAGCUGAAAGGGAGGCAGAAAAAUGCAAGUUAGGUGAUGAUGAGAUAGAAAUCAUUGAUAUUGGUCCCCACACAUCUAAUGAAAGGAGAAAGAAGAAAAUUACUAAAGAUAUGAGAGACAGGGCUAUGCAUAGAGAAAUAGACAAGAAAAUUCUAGCGGGAGCUGCCAUGACACAACAGAUGAACCUGUAUGCAAUGGCUCGUAACCAACUCAAGAUCAUCAGCUACACCUUAUCAUCGAAAAAGUGCAUAGAUAGUGGUUGGACUAUUACACCAUCCAUCCCUAAGCCUCAAGAGAAACCGAAUCUCUUUCAUCCUCUCUCGCAAAAGGAUAGAAAACCUGGAAAAUUCGUCCAAAAGUUUUAUAGCGAGAUGAAGACGUUCUACACACUUUUCCCUGAUGGCACAGGCUGCAUAUUCUAUCCUUCCGGAAAUCUAGCUAUUGUUAUGUCUCUGGAUAGAGACAGGCAAUAUAGGUACGUUAUUCAAGAAGAUGAGCCAAUGGAUCCUCGCAUCCUUGCUGUCUUUGGUACAGACGGUUCUGGUGUAUGUUACAAUGAAAGAGGAUCGAUAAGACUCUGCCUAGAUCAACUUGGCGGGAGCGAGCUUGAUUGGCACGGAAAUCAACGCAAGCGAUGGUUCUGGCGAGGAAUGACUUGGCACUGUCAUGCACCUCCAUUCCAACCCAUCACCCUCUCUCUCAACAGAGCCAUCUCAGUGCGAGUCAUGAGCCAGGAGAACAUAACCGUUGUCUUCUCUAUCGGGACACAUACUUAUCGAUUGAGCGUCGGUGCAUGCUUGCGCCAAAUAAACACACUUCCAUCACUUUCAGCCCAGGACUGCAACAUGGCGCUUGCGCAGAUGCAACGCUGCCGGACAUCCAAACUGUUGCAGGCCUUUGCAGAUGAAGUAAAGAGCCUUCAGUUUUUAAAUGCUAUAAAUGAGAGGCUGAUUUUGCCAAAGCUAAGAGAACAGAGGGUAGUGAGAACUAGUCGGCCAGUGUCCAGGUCCGUGGUGGAUCUCACUGCUGCCUCUAAGCCAAGAACAGCUGCAGCAAAAGGUGGCCGAUAUCUCAGAAUGAUAAAGCAGGGGCCUCGCAGAGAGGAGUCAGAGGAAUCGAACCCAUUAGCUGCAAACCAUUUAUCUGCAGUUGUAUUGAAUUGAUUCCGAGUAGAAAUUUGUUGAGCCACUGUCAUCUUGCAGGUCAUAUCAGUGCAUCUGUAAUCAUGUUAGCACCGAAUGAAGUGAACGAAUGAAAAACGCUUUUUAGCUUUAUAUAGAUGGAAUUUCUAUCAAUGUAAUUCUAUCUGCAUGCACCCAAUACACUGAGGUAUAUAUAUAUAUAUAUAUAUAUCGUAUACUGAUAAUUGUUUAAUGCAUCUGCAAAUUGAUUUUCAU